This is a messenger RNA of Paracoccidioides brasiliensis Pb18, 4629 nucleotides long. RefSeq lists its product as uncharacterized. Gene Ontology annotation, molecular function: guanyl-nucleotide exchange factor activity. The record is from RefSeq and is a predicted model, not a curated record. The transcript is spliced from 3 exons. The coding region runs from base 1 to 4629 and encodes 1542 amino acids.
AUGACUUCUGUUUCGACGUCAAUCGCGGGACUGCCCCUUGAGCAGCUUACUCUCUACCAUGCCGUGGAUCCCAUCCUCUCGUCGGUUUUCAUAUUCUAUGGCCCUGUCAUAACAGCCAAUUCCACGGUGCGAAGCUCGCGUUUCCAGGCACACAUUAUCGCAAGCGGAGGGAUCCAAAGUUACCCCCGAAUUAUAAUUUCCCCGACGGCUCCGCUCUAUGCCGCGGUCAAUCACCUCCCACGGGAUAAGCAAGGCGACGAAGUAUAUCGAGGGCUAGCGGUUUGUCUCUUUAAAUAUUUUGGUGACUUCUCUGAACCGGUCAGAUAUGUGUUGCUAGGGACUGCGCGGUCUGGAAAACUCUCAGCACGAUUGCCAAAUACAUUUGACGAAAUUCAUGCCGCAGAGGUAGCGAAUAAAAUGCUGAGGGUAGAGGAUCCCACAGAGAUUAUACGCGAUAUCAGGAAUUCCUAUGGCGAUAAAAUCGUGCCAUGGAUUGACGUGGACCUUGUUCUCCCUCCAGGUUCCAUCGUCCCCCCGCGGGCUCCCCGAAUUUCCGAUUGUGACAUUCGAUCGCAGGAAAAUUUCGCCAACCAAUAUGGCAAAUAUAGUCCGUUGAUUGAGCAACUUGGAGAUCCAGUGUUCCUGCCAACUUCGAAACUGCGGCACGCUCCAUCACAGCCCACAAACUCGAGCAAAUCCAAAUUCUUCUCUGCGGCCCAAAAGGAGACACUCCGACUUGCCAUGUGUGAAGUUGUCGACACCGAAGAGAGGUAUGUGGGGAAGAUGUACGACUUAGUGCAUAAUAUUAUACGAAAGUUUUGCCAGAAAGCCGCCGAAAAAUCGCCAACCAGUUCAAGCCCUGAUGAGACUGCUUUGAAACAACUUUUCCCUCCCUGCUUAAGUGAGAUUCUCGAAGUGAACAUAAGUUUUCUAGGCGAAAUACGUCAUAUACUUGAACAGACGGAAAAAGACGCGCUUGCAGAUGUGUCAAAGGACACGACUAUUGACUCGUCGUCCUUUCGCAGAGACUCUCGGGGGAAAAGGGUGGACCCGUUAGGAAUUAUCCAGUUUGCGCAUGCUCUAGUAGAUUGGUUCCCACGAUUCUCUCAACCAUAUGGAGAUUACAUGCGUACUUAUCAUGGCUUCUCCCAAACGCUGAACACUUUUCUGAAUGAUAACCAAUCCAGCUUCUCGAAGAGAGUGUACGAGGCUGGCGAACAAAGAAUGCGUUCGAUAUUAAUGGAACCGGUUCAGCGCCUUCCAAGAUACAACCUUCUUAUUGAUGCUAUGACGAGUGCGCUUCCGUCUAUUCACCCGGCUGUUAGAACUCUCCUCAAAGCCCGAGAUAUCAUCACAGAAAUCUGCUCACUGGAUUCGCAUUCUUCGAAAGACAAUUCCCAGGAUCUAAAACGGCUUCAAGGCCUUAUCCGAGGGUUUCCCGCAUCCAGCCUACCCUCUGGACGAUUGAUAACUGCUGUUGACUUUUACGAGCUAUUGCCUCCUUUUGAUUUAAACUCUCCUGAAGUAGCAGCAGAUUCGGGGAUCCUUUUGCUCUAUGGGGACUACUUGAUCCUUUUAUCAAAGGAGAUUGAAAGUAGGAUGACCGCUCGAGGACUAUAUGCUGAGCUGGAUAAGCCCCCAACGGCACGCACUGACGAAGAACCAGCACCUCUCGAGCUCAGAUUUACUCAGGCGCUGCGCAUAACCAAUAUUCGCUGCACCCAAUCGGCCUGUGGGCGUAUCUUAUAUCUUACUCCAGCAGGAAACUUUGUGCAAAAUGAGCGUUCCCGUUCCGGAACUGCAAUGGUUGCGUUAGAACUUUCAUCCACCUAUGAAGGCAAAGCAUGCCGUUUGAUUGAAGAAAUCACGAAAGCCCGGAUUGAAGGACGAUUUCCCGAACAGUAUCGGGAACGUAGCAAAUGGGGUCUUCGAAGUUUUAAAGGGGGUUCCUCAAAUCUAGGUAUUUUGGUCUCGGUAUUCGAGGAUGAACCGAAGGAUACUGCUGGUCAAAACCAAUCAUCCACUCUAAAAGUAAUUUUCGACGGGACAAAAGCUACCAGAUCAAAAGAGCUGAGCCGACCAGAAGUAGAGGUUAUUGCGUCGAUUUCACAGAUUGCGGAUGACAGAUAUAAAAUGGAAAUGGAGUCUGUGGUAGGAGUCUCCUUCACGGACUCUUUUACUGCCGCGGAUUUUGCCGCAGUUUUCGCGAAUCGAGUCAAUAACCUUCUUCGCCCUUUGCAUCAGCCUGAGAACCCAAUCCUUACGUCAGCGAUUCUAAACACUAAUUUCAACAUCAUUCGCACCAUUGCUGCCUACCUUUUAGACCAUGCAAAAGUUGGACGCGGAUUCAAACCUCCCUCUCCGUCCAAGCUUCUAUCAAAUAUUUGGAAUGGAAGUCCAAAAAGUCAAUUGCCACCUUCGAGAUCACUUUUACCUGGCCCCGUUCUUAAAGAAAUUCCGCAGAUCCCUCCCCCAGCACUUGACCAUCCCAAUGCGAAAAGCUCUAGGCCCACAUCUGCAAAUGAUUCCACUCUUUUUGGAGAAACUGUUGCAGAGACGACACAGGAUCUGUUGAAGUCCCUGGAAGAAACUUUUGCUGCCUAUGUUAUUGCAGUUCGCUCAAGAAGUGGGAAUAUUGUUGGCCGCAUACUUCGCUCACGAAAGCAGGCCGACCCUGCCGCUGUUAAUGAGCUAUGCAAUGCACUUUUGGAGAAUGCUGGGAAAAUUCAGUUGGCAGCUGAAUCUUCAGUUGACGUUUUGUUCGUUGCAUUUGAGACUUUCAUGGCCAAAGCCUGGAAUGAGCAUAUAGGACCUAUAAUACCUCCGGAUACAUUACGCGUGAUGCAGUGCAAGCUUGAUUCACUAUAUCCGGGAGAUUUUGAGGACUAUUUUCGCCGUUUCUUAGCAGAAAUGAGCCCUCAGAACCGCCGAGCUCUGGCAGCGCUGGUAAAGCUACUUGCUGAGUUACUAGAUACUUCUGGAAAUGAUGGUGAUCGCGGUGCCCUCACCGCAACUUUCUCGGAAAUUUUGACAGAGAAAGGCAACCCCAUGCAACACAUUUCACUGCUUGAUCGUCUAGUGGAGGAUUUUGAUCGACUUUUUGAUGACAGUGGCACAUGCAGUGUGCCAAUAGAAGGGAAUCUUGUAAACGAUCCUACUGUUCCGCUCCCUAGAAUUCAACCCAUGUAUGUAGGAUCAUUCGGAUCAAACGCGUCAUCGUUUAGAAAGCGGUUCGGUUUCGGAAGUACCAGGGACCGUGGUAAAUCUGAAAGUGAAGGUAAAGUUAGUUCUAUUAUUCGAACACUCAGCAAAUCCAAAACCCAUGGAGACACAGACUCGCAGCCAUCGAGUCUUUCGAAGGCAUCUCUCUUUCGAUCCAAGUCUAUCGAAACCGAUUCUCGUUUAGCCAGCCUGUUGCGGCCUGGAUCAAGGGAGCGCCUUCUCGCACAUGGCCUCUUCUCUGCAUCUGCGGAGAACCAGUCCUUGCGGCCAAACAGCUCACAAAGCAAUACACCAACCCUGGCAUCCAUCGGCGAGGAUUACUCCAUGGUUAUACCUGUUACAAGAAAGAAAAAACGACGGAGCUCUCUUUCUGAUUUGGAAGCCUUGCCAACCCAAAACGUUACGACUUUACUUCCCGCUAUUGAACUAAGACGUUCUCCUACUCCAACAUCUCCACCUAAUCCCUUACCUUCGCUGGACCCCACCUCUCCAAGGCAAUUGAGGCAAACAGAUGGGGCAGGCCCAGAAACACCGAAUGCAACUCCUGUUACCAAUCCAUCUCCCUCACGACCUUCGCUAUCACCGUGCAAGGAGAACAUUCCACUAACCCCUAGGACCACGCUUGGAGAAAGAACAGCUAAUAGAAAAUCGAAUCCAAUCGUUCCACUACAGCUUAGCCCCAAGCGGAGAACGGACCCUCCUUCCUAUAUUCCAUCCCCUAGUGUUAGCCAGUUCAAGGACCGAGUCACUUUGGCUAGCCCAUCAGAUGGGGCCAACGCUAGGCCGCAGUCAUCUUCAUCGCCUCAGCGGACCCCGAAACUACGAAUGCAGAACCCUAAGAAGCUUCGUGAACGUCUCCUAAAUGAGAAAAAGGCGAUAGCAAAUUCGGAGGCGGCGGUAAUUGCGGAGAUUUCUGCUCUUGCAGAUGAACUAGCUAGCACCAAAAUGUCCCCGAUUAAGCGGCGGCCAGCAACACCUAAGUCGGUAUCGUCACCUCAGUCAACGAUAAACUCUACCGCUACUCUUACAAAUCGGACUCGGUCUCUUGAGGCCAAGGUGAUAGCUAUGCUGUCAGAAUUGUCAGCUAGGACCUCCGUUCUCGAGAAAGAUAUUGAAGACUCUCUCCUCGUGAGUGAAAGGAGGGCUAAAAACCUCGAUGAGCUCUAUCGUGAGGCAAGCGCAGAAAAUAGCGCCCUUUAUGAACGGUUUAAUGUUGAACUGAGUAAAGUCACCAAGGAAGUGCGACUUGGAGCUGGUGGGGAAGCGCUGAAGGCUCAGUUGAAAAAAGCUUUGGAUGAAGUAGCGAGGGUUAAGAAGGAGAAUUUGAGAUUGAAAAGGGAGAUUGGGGGGUUGAAGGCGCAGCAGCUCGGAUUUGUCAAUGGAGAUGGGCUGAAGAGUGAGGAGUGA